AUGCAGGACCAAAUCUCAAGACCAGAAGGUGAGACAAAGGACGAGGUUUAUAACCCACAGCUCGAGUAUUUGAGCGAGCCUUUUACCUGGGACGACGUUCCAGAUUUCGACCUGGAAAUUCAAAAACUCGAAGCCAGCCUUGAGAUCGCUGGAGACGUGUCAACGCGUGCUGUACAGCUCAGAAACCUUGGAGAGCUUACGCUAACAGGCAUACGAGAAGACACUCAAGAUCUCGACCGGUCCAUCGUCCUCUUUGAACAGCUUAUAGACCUUGAAUCUGUGGAUGAUGCUUCUUACACAGAUUCGUUGAUGAGACUCGGGGUACUGCAUGAGAACAAGUUUGACAGGACUGGAAAUCUAGAAGACUUGGAUUCCUGCUUGAAGCGAUCUCAAGACGCGCUCAUAGUCCUCGGUUCUGGCAAGUCUCACAAGAGAGCAGAAGUACUACUAAACCUCGGAACUGCCUAUGGAAAAAGAUUCGAUCGCCUAGGAGACUCGGAUGAUCUCGACUGUUCCAUCGUCUACUAUUCCGGCGCGGUGGAGGCUUCUCCAGAUGACACAUCGCCAUUAGAACGCUAUGGCCUCUUGUUUCAUCUAGGUUUAGGGCAUACGAAGAGAUAUCAGAACCUUGAUUCUAGAGAAGAUCUAGAUAUCUCAAUUCGAGUUCUGAAGAGUGCCGUGGAUCUCGUCGUGGAACACAGCGCGUUCCAAACAUCCGCCAAUGAGACACUGGGGAUGCUGUAUCAGCAAAAGUUCAACCGAACUCGAGACAUGCUUGGUGUUCGAGCCUUAUACCACUCGUUGAAGUCCAAAACAUUUGCUCUUGCUCUAACGCAGGUGCUUGCGAUAUGCUGUGGCUUUUUGACGCCAUUGUCGUCUAUUCUCUUCACCGUGAAGAUUAUCUCUGAGGUAGAAGAUGUCUCAAUCGAACAGGACAGCUGGUUUGGAGUUCGCCGUCAGGGGGCCACUUCGUUCAAUGUUUGGGAUACUUGGCGCAUGCAAGAGGACAUGGGUAGUUUGAUGUUGUUCCAAAACUCCUCAGAAUUGAGAUAUCCGGAAGGAACUUAUCGCGAUUUGGUAUACCCUAUUGUCAAACUCAACGACGCAGUUCAGGAUUGGACCGGUAGAGUAUCCGUCCAUUUAACCCUCCCGGCCGCCAGGUUGUCCCCAGAGUGCUUCCAACUCAGUGAUUUCAAAGCAAAUCCUGAUUCCGAGGUGGCCGACGAGGACCAUAUCAUCGCUAGCUAUACAGAGGAGAUCAUCUGUCCCAACGGCCUUGGUCAAGCGGCGUUAACCAGAGACAUUCGCGUUGCAUUGGGAAACGAGACCAAUCCCAGAUACUUCGCGAAAACGAUGAGCUCGCAAGAUUACGCAAUGCUGAUUCGAAAGCUGUGCAAAGAAGAUGACGACGAGAAUACGAACUAUCGGCCCUGGACUGUGGAAACAUUCAUGUGGGGUGCCAUUUCUGACUCGAAGAAAAGCUUUGAUCAUAUCGAGGGUUGGCGAUGCAAUUACACUUGGACCGAAGUUCCCACACAAUUCACAUAUCGUUCAUCUAAUAGUCAGCCGCAGCUCGAUUAUGGCAGGCCGCCCGUUUCCGAUGAUACCAAGGCCAAGCCCUGGGAGCCGUACUUUAGCACUCCUAACAUGGACUUUCUUCAGCCCGACUUUUCCAUCCAAGAUUCGCAAGCGGCCGAGGUGGGCGAAGCUUUCGCACCUCUCAUCAAGCCGUUCGGUCCCCUGGGGCUGAAUGAGUUUGGCGACUCGAGCAAGACAGACUAUAUUCUCAACACCAUACACUUUCGCCGAGGUAUAGUCGCUGCUCAAUACGCCAACGUUAAGAACCGACUGAAGUUGAAUGAUACUUCAGAUACGGAGCCCACAAAUCAUCCAACGACCUUACCUAGCAAUGGAUCCAUCACCAGAACCAAUAAACGCCGAUUGGUACAAAAUUUCGGAAUCACCAUUGCCAUUAUCGUCAUCCUGGCUCUUGCUUUCAUUGUUAAUCUAUGGGCACUGGGCUCUAGAAUGAUGAAACGAUUUGUUGGAGUUGAGUCAGACUUCCUUCUUGACCUCAACAUGAAGGGAGUUUGUCCUGACGAAUUCAACAGCCUCGUCUCAUGGCACAAUCUUCUCCACGGCGCGGCUGGAUCAACCGUACUGCCGCGAGAUUCACAGUACAUGUCCACUUCUCAUACUUGCAAGGAACUGGCGGGUGUUGAAUUCCGAAUUGGGUGGUUCUACUUUAAUGGUUUGAAGGGAAAAUAUUUCACAAUUGGAAGUUUGAAUGAUCCGAGCUGCGAAUACAUAGGGAGAUACGAAAGAUAG
Messenger RNA from Clonostachys rhizophaga, 2328 nucleotides. The record is from the annotation of a GenBank genome assembly. Lineage: Eukaryota; Fungi; Ascomycota; Sordariomycetes; Hypocreales; Bionectriaceae.